Ascochyta rabiei is the source of this 2094-nucleotide messenger RNA. Its product is annotated as Long-chain-fatty-acid--CoA ligase. The record is from RefSeq and is a predicted model, not a curated record. The transcript is spliced from 3 exons. Gene Ontology annotation, cellular component: plasma membrane; endoplasmic reticulum; lipid droplet. The coding region runs from base 1 to 2094 and encodes 697 amino acids. NCBI's taxonomy places the organism in Eukaryota, Fungi, Ascomycota, Dothideomycetes, Pleosporales, Didymellaceae. Gene Ontology annotation, molecular function: long-chain fatty acid-CoA ligase activity. Gene Ontology annotation, biological process: long-chain fatty acid metabolic process; long-chain fatty-acyl-CoA metabolic process.
AUGACGACGCAGAACCUCAAGAAGUACGCGCCCCAGGCCCAGGCAUUGCGCCCCGGACCGUACACAUGCGAGGCGCCUGGCGUCCAGAAGCCCGAGGGCGAGACGAUACCGCGCCGCAACCUCGCGGCAAAGAAUGGCCUCGUCAAGGUCCCCCAGGACGGCGUCGACACGCUGUACGAUGUGCUGCGCUACUCGGCCGCCAAGUUCGGCAACGCAAAGUGCGUGGGUGCGCGCAAGAUCGUCAACGUCCACGAGGAGACAAAGAAGAUCAAGAAGAUGGUCGACGGCAAGGAGCAGGAGGUGGACAAGAAGUGGCAGUACUUCGAGCUCAGCCCCUACAGCUACAAGAGCUUCGUCGAGUUUGAGAAGAUGGCCCUGACCGUCGGCUCUGCCCUCGCCCACCUCGGCUACAAGCCCAACGACCGCCUGCACCUGUUUGCUGCCACGAGUAUGCAAUGGCUGGCUUCCGCCCACGGCGCUCUCUCGCAGUCUCUCGCCAUUGUCACCGCAUACGACACUCUCGGCGAGGAGGGCCUCACGCACAGCAUGCAGCAGACGCACGCAAAGGUCAUGUUCACCGACCCGGAGCUGCUGCCCAAGCUCGUGAAUCCCUUCAAGAAGACAAAGGACGUCAGCGUCGUUGUCUACAGCACCAAGAACGAUGCGAAGCAAAAGGACAUUGAAGCCCUCACCAGCGCGCAUCCCCACCUCAAGGUCCUCAGCUUCGACCAGCUCCUGAGCCUGGGCAACGACAACCCCGCCCAGCCCAUCCCCCCCAAGGCAGACGACCUGGCCUGCAUCAUGUACACCUCCGGCUCCACGGGCACACCCAAGGGUGUCAUGAUCAAGCACCGCAACGUCGUUGCUGCUGUGGCUGGUGUCGACGCCAUUGUUGGCAAGUACCUCGGCCCCGGCGACGUCCUCAUCACAUACCUUCCCGCCGCGCACAUCCUCGAAUUCGUCUUCGAGAACGCCGUUCUGUACUGGGGUGGAACCAUGGGCUACGGCACCAUUCGCACCCUCUCCGACACCUCUGUGCGCAACUGCGCCGGCGACAUUCGCGAGCUGAAGCCCACAGUCAUGGUCGGAGUUCCCCAGAUCUGGGAGACGGUCAAGAAGGGCAUCGUCAGCAAGGUCGAAGCCGGCGGCGCCGUCAAGAGCAAGCUCUUCUGGGGCGCCUUCGCAGCCAAGAGCUUCCUUCUCGGCUCCGGGCUUCCUGGCAGCGGCGUGCUCGACGCUAUCGUCUUCAACAAGGUCAAGGAAGCCACCGGCGGUAGGCUGCGUAUCUGCUUGAACGGUGGUGGACCCAUUGCAAAGGAGACUCAGCGCUUCAUCUCUCUCGCCAUCACUCCCAUGAUCUCCGGCUACGGUCUCACGGAAACUUGUGCCAUGGGCGCACUCAUGGACCCGCUCGCCUGGACCGACACAGCGCUGGGCGAGAUGCCCGCCUCGGUUGAGAUGAAGCUUGUCGACUUUGCCGACGCAGGCUACCACUCCACCAACAAGCCACCGCAGGGCGAGAUCUGGAUUCGUGGCGGCGCCGUCGUGUCCGGCUACUUGGACAUGCCUGAGGAAACUGCCGAAUCCUUUACUGAAGACGGGUGGUUCAAGACGGGCGACGUUGGCGAGUUUGACUCCCAGGGCCAGAUUCGCAUCAUCGACCGCAAGAAGAACCUUGUCAAGACGCUCGCAGGCGAAUACAUUGCGCUCGAGAAGCUCGAGUCGAUGUACCGCUCCGCUCCCAUCGUGGCCAACAUCUGCGUGUACGCAGCCGAAGACCGCCAGAAACCCAUCGCCAUCAUCGUCCCAGCCGAGCCGGCGCUCAAGAAGCUGGCCGCCGAGCAGGGCGUCUCGGGCGACCAUCUCGAGGAGCUGGUGCACGACAAGAAGAUCAACAGCGCGGUGCUGAAGCAGCUACAACAGGCCGGGCAAAAGGGUGGCUUGGCCGGCUUCGAGAUCAUCGAGGGCGUCGUGCUGGCUGAUGAGGAGUGGACGCCGCAGAACGGUCUUACCACUGCCGCGCAGAAGCUGAACCGCAAGGGCAUCUUGAAGCAGUACGAGAAGGAGGUGGACAAGGCAUACGGCCGCUCGUAG